Haemorhous mexicanus (house finch) is the source of this 1658-nucleotide messenger RNA. RefSeq names its product coproporphyrinogen oxidase (gene CPOX). Bases 16 to 1227 code for a protein of 403 amino acids. Gene Ontology annotation, cellular component: cytoplasm; mitochondrial intermembrane space. The transcript is spliced from 7 exons. Gene Ontology annotation, molecular function: coproporphyrinogen oxidase activity. NCBI's taxonomy places the organism in Eukaryota, Metazoa, Chordata, Aves, Passeriformes, Fringillidae. The record is from RefSeq and is a predicted model, not a curated record.
GCGCUGGUGCCGGUUAUGGCGGUGGCAGCGCGCCUGUUCCGCAGGGCCGCCCGUGGCCCGCCUGCCCUCGCCUUUGCCCGGGCACUGGGCUCCGCGCCGCCGAGGCCGGCGAGCCGGGGGGCGCGGAGGGCCGCACUGGCGGCCGCGGGGGCGCUGGGCGGGCUGGGGCUGGCGCUGGGGCUGUGGCGGCGGCAAGCCGCGUUUGCGGCAGCCCGGGAGGACGAGGAAGAGAAGGAGCUGCGGCAGCGGUUCAUGGCGCCACCGGUGACCGGGCUGCGGGAGCUGCGGCGGCGGCGGCGGGAGCUGCGGAGCCGCAUGGAGCUGCUCAUCAUGGAGACGCAGGCGGAGAUGUGUCGCGCCCUGGCCGACCUGGACCCCGGCGCCUCCUUCGCCAUUGACAGCUGGGAAAGGAAGGAAGGCGGAGGCGGCAUCAGCUGCGUGCUGCAGGACGGCGAGGUCUUCGAGAAGGCGGGUGUGAACGUGUCUGUCGUGUCCGGGCUCCUGUCCGAGGAGGCAGCGCGGCAGAUGCGGAGCAGGGGAAAGUCUCUGAAGGCCAAGGACGGGAAGCUGCCUUUUUGCGCCAUGGGUGUGAGCUCUGUUAUCCAUCCAAAGAAUCCUCAUGUUCCAACCAUGCACUUCAACUACAGAUACUUUGAAAUUGAGGAAGCAGAUGGAACUAAACAGUGGUGGUUUGGUGGUGGGACUGACCUCACUCCAACUUACCUGAAUGAAGAGGAUGCCAUUCAUUUUCACAAGACUCUGAAAGAAGCCUGUGACAAGCAUGAUCUAAAGCUGUAUCCCAAGUACAAGAAAUGGUGUGAUGACUACUUCUAUAUCAAGCAUCGUGGUGAGCGUAGAGGGAUUGGAGGCAUAUUCUUUGAUGAUAUGGACUCUCCCUCCAAGGAGGAAGUAUUCCAGUUUGUUAAGAGUUGUGCCAAAGCUGUUGUGCCUUGUUACAUUCCCAUUGUGAAAAAGCACUGCCAUGACUCCUUCACACCAGAGGAAAAGCUAUGGCAACAGCUUCGGAGAGGACGGUAUGUAGAGUUCAACUUGCUUUAUGACAGAGGUACAAAGUUUGGCCUCCUGACACCAGGAUCAAGAAUCGAAAGCAUUCUUAUGUCUCUGCCACUGACUGCAAGGUGGGAGUACAUGCACAACCCACCAGAGAGCUCGAAAGAAGCAGAAAUUCUGGAGGUUCUGCGAAAUCCCAAAGACUGGGUGCAUUGACAUGGAUCAUGAACAAGAUUCAUUGCUUCCACUGAGCCAUUCUGAGAAAACAGGAAUACCUGCAAACCAGCCCAUUCAAACUGCUGUUGCAUGGUGUAUCGGUGUGUCUGUUUAUACGCUUACCUCGUGCCUUAAUUAUGCUGUAGACUUGUUAAAACUUGCAAGUGUGUGAACUUUCUUUUAGAUUGAUGGGAUAACGUUGUCAUCCCCUGUUGCUAUUGCCUUGUGAAGGACUGGUGAACACCUCACAGGGCUACUCUGCAUGCUUUAGAUGACCGCAAAAUGGCAAACUACUGUGGUGUCUUCAGGGAAAGAAGACAUGAAAGAAAUGAAAGCAUUAUCUGUGCCUAAAUAGCACUGCUUACUCCUAUAAAAUGUUGGUAUGCUUAAAAACAUUUUUUUAAAGAAUAAAGGGAAUAUUUGGUAUUAUA